CCAUGAUUUAAAGGGGAAGAAGAUGUACAUCAUCCUAAGCCUGGAGACAUCUUGUCUCAAAAGUGUUUGAUCGUCGUCAGUGAUCAUGGUGUGUCCAGCAGGAUGGCUUCAGUCCAUAAUAUGGAUCUCUGUGAUGACAACAGGUUUGCAGUGUGAACAGUAUGGCGUUUCUCAUAUUAUCAGCAGAAUGUGUGCUGUCCAGCAAUCAACAGUGCUCAUACCGUGCAAAUACACUCAUCCCAAACAUGAGCGAGUGAGUGCAAUGUCAUGGCUCUAUGAGAAAUCACCAGAGGAGAAGGUCAGAGUACUCUCUACGGACCCUGUGUUUAAAGGCCGUGUGGAGUUUGUGGAGUCUUCCGAAGCAGGCAGAGGGAACUGCUCUCUGCUGCUGAAGGACGUGAGAAAGGAUGAUGAGGGAAUCUUCCACUUUGUGUUCAGGAUGGAAAAUUCAGAGAAAAACUGGACAAACAUUCAUGGAAUCCAUCUAGAAAUAACAGACGCUGAGGUGGAGAUACAGCCAGAUGUUGUAAUGGAGGGAGAUGGGAUUCUGCUUACAUGUGGGUCAUGCAUCCCUUCCAUCAUUUUACCAACGUAUAUCUGGAUGAAAGAGGGCCGUUUGCUCAGUCAGCACCAUGGGAACAACAUACUGUAUCUGGAUCCUGUCAAGCUGGAGGAUGGAGGACAAUAUUCCUGCACUAUAAGCGGUCAUGAGAGACUCACCUCCUCAACUGUUAACAUCAGUGUUAUACCUGGAUAUCCUCCAGAGAAUGUGUCAGUGUCCAUCAGUGGAUCUGGUGAAACAGUUUUGGGUGAUUCAGUGACUCUGACCUGCAGCAGUGAUUCAAACCCACCUGUUCUGAACUACACCUGGUUUAAGGAGAAUGAAACCUCAUCUGUUGGAUCUGGACAGAGUUACAGUGCACUACAGAGUGGAUUCUUCUACUGUGUGGCUCAGAAUCAACAUGGAUCUCGGAGAUCAGCAGCUGUAUCAAUCACAUUUACAGUAAGUGUCUCUCCGAGUUUGAGAUUGGUCUGUGAACAGUCCUUUACAGUUUUCUUAUUAAAUUUCAAAGAAAACGGCCCAUCUUUGAACAUAGUCGUUCCAGCUGUUGUCAUAACAUCUGUGAUUCUGACGGUUGCCACUGGGCUGUUUAUACGAAGGAAAAGAGUUCCUCCAUCAGAAGAACAAAACAGCAGAGGACUACAGCACAAUAAAAAGAUUGAGUCUCCUGAGGACACCUACAUGACCCUUGACCCCAUGUCCAGAUGCUCGGAUUAUGACACACUGCAUAAUGUAAAGAGAUCCUGCAGUAAUACAGGCGACCCUGAAGUUCAGGAACCAACAUAUUAUAACACAGACAAUUAAAUAUUCCACCUCUUUCAUUUUCCUUUAUUAAGUUAAACUCAUUUUACAGCAUCAUGUUGAUUACCACAAAAAGGUAUUUCAACUCAUCCUGCCUUUUCUUUAAAAAGGAACAAUCUGAGAUCCAGUGAUAUAUAACUCUGAACUCUUAGCUUGACUCCUGUGAGCUCUAUUUUCAUCUUUGCAACUUUCAGAAGCAUCGCAUUGCUUGCAUUUAUUGGUUGUAUGCAGUAAUAUACAAAUAUGUUCUGUAUUGUUGAGAAUUUGAUCUAUAAACUUUGAUUUGACUUCA
Myxocyprinus asiaticus (Chinese sucker) is the source of this 1655-nucleotide messenger RNA. RefSeq names its product B-cell receptor CD22. The record is from RefSeq and is a predicted model, not a curated record. Lineage: Eukaryota; Metazoa; Chordata; Actinopteri; Cypriniformes; Catostomidae. The transcript is spliced from 9 exons. The coding region runs from base 86 to 1366 and encodes 426 amino acids.